Messenger RNA from Ailuropoda melanoleuca (giant panda), 265 nucleotides. RefSeq names its product replication factor C subunit 3-like. Gene Ontology annotation, cellular component: DNA replication factor C complex; nucleus. Bases 8 to 250 code for a protein of 80 amino acids. Gene Ontology annotation, molecular function: DNA clamp loader activity. The transcript has 2 exons. Gene Ontology annotation, biological process: DNA-templated DNA replication; DNA repair. The record is from RefSeq and is a predicted model, not a curated record. Lineage: Eukaryota; Metazoa; Chordata; Mammalia; Carnivora; Ursidae.
AGCUGGCAUGAGCCUCUGGGUGGACAAAUACCGGCCCUGCUCCUUGGGACGGCUGGACUAUCACAAGGAGCAGGCGGCCCAGCUGCGCAACCUGGUGCAGUGUGGUGAUUUUCCUCAUCUCUUAGUGUAUGGACCAUCAGGUGCUGGAAAAAAGACAAGAAUUAUGUGUAUUCUGCGUGAACUUUAUGGCGUUGGAGUAGAAAAAUUAAGAAUUGAACAUCAGACCAUCACAGUAAGCAUUUUACUUUGAGGCCUCCGAAUAUUU